UUGACAAGUUUACAUUUUUGCUUGACAUUUUGAAUUCUCUUUGCAUGUUUGGUCUGAGUCAUAUAAAAACUUAGAAUUAACCGAUAAACUUAAAAAUGGAACUUCAAGACAUCUAUUACAAUAAGUCUGAAUACGUGGAGACUGCUUCCGGAAACAAAGUAAGCAGGCAAACCGUACUCUGUGGAUCUCAAAACAUUGUUUUACACGGCAAGGUGAUAGUACAGAGUGAUGCUAUCAUAAGAGGCGACUUGGCAAAUGUAAAAACAGGAAGAUUCUGUAUAAUUAGCAAAGGGUCUGUCAUACGGCCUCCUUUCAAGAAAUUCAGCAAAGGUGUGGCGUUCUUCCCGCUUCAGAUGGGCGACCAUGUGUUUGUUGGUGAAAAUACAGUAGUCAAUGCUGCUGUUGUAGGAUCUUAUGUUUACAUUGGAAAAAAUGUUGUUGUUGGCAGGAGAUGUGUUCUGAAAGACUGCUGCAUGAUAGAAGACAACUCAGUCCUGCCAGCCGAAACUGUUGUACCAUCAUUUGCACGAUAUUCUGGCAGCCCUGCAAAGCUCAUCACCACAUUACCAGAAGCAUUGCCUGACCUGAUGACUGAAUUUACCAAGAGUUAUUACCAACACUUCUUACCAACCACUGUUAAUUAGUGGCAUGUAAUGUGAAGAAAUAAUAUAGUUUUAAGCUUAAUUAUUAUGUA
This is a messenger RNA of Manduca sexta (tobacco hornworm), 694 nucleotides long. It is a transcript of the gene DCTN5-p25, whose product is annotated as dynactin subunit 5. The record is from RefSeq and is a predicted model, not a curated record. The transcript is spliced from 4 exons. Bases 96 to 644 code for a protein of 182 amino acids. Lineage: Eukaryota; Metazoa; Arthropoda; Insecta; Lepidoptera; Sphingidae.